UCCCCAAGGCUCAGAGCAGAGGGGGCAAGAGACACAGACCCAGCAGGCCGGAGUGCGACUGAGGGGACGGAGCAGAGGGCAGCUGUGGCACAGGAGCGGUGCCCAGAGCAGAUGCAUGGUCACCGCGCAGCAUGAAGAUGGGGGCACAGGGCAGGGGAAGCCCCCCCACACCACGGUGCAGAGGCUCCUGACCUGGGGGCUGCCGGCCCCCUGCAGCCGGUUCCUGUGGCGCCGGCCUGGCGAGUUUCCGGUCACCGCCUUGCUGCUGGGCGCUGGCACCGGAGGGCUCCUGGCCGUGGGUCUCUUUCAGCUCCUGGUGAACCCCAUGAACAUCUAUGAGGAUCAGAAGAUGGCGGCCUUGUACGGCCUGGUGGGCUUGGGGGCCGUGGGCUGGGGGACCUCCCCUCACAUCCGCUGUGCCAGCCUCCUGCUUGUACCCAAGAUGCUGGGCAAAGAGGGCAGGCUCUUCGUGCUGGGGUACGCCUUGGCUGCCAUCUAUGAGGGCCCCGCGGCCAACCUGCGGCGCAACGUCAACGAGGUGGUGGCCUCGCUGGGCUGCACCGUGGAGCUGCAGGUCAACAACACUCGGGCCGCCUGGCGCGUCUCCACAGCCCCGCUGCUCGCCGUGUUCAAGGGCCUGCAGGGCAGCCAAGUGUCACUGAAAGCCGAGACUCAGAACAUCUCCAAGUCCUUCGGGGACCUGGACUCCCAGGUGAACAGUGACGUGGGCUACAGCCCCAAGGACUCUGCGGGCUCAGCGGGGAUGGCUCGAGGUGUGGGGACCCACGGAGCCCCGGCCUCCCGACAGCACCUCUCUACACAGAAGAUGUACGAGUUGAAGACCAGGCUGCGCUGUUCCUGUGAGCGAUGCGGAGAUGUCCCUGUGCCCAGGUCCUUCUCCUACGUGGACAGCUAUAACGGGGACAUCCGCUAUGACAACAUCUACAUCAGCACCUACUUCCGUCAGAUCGACGAACGCAGGAGGAAGUUGGGCAAGCGGACUUUGCUGCCGCUCCGCAGAGCCGAGGAGAAAACGGUCAUCUUCCCCUGUGACCCCUUCAUGCAGGCGUCGGAGAUGAGGAACGUGGCCAGGGAGCUUGCGGAGACCGUGCCCGUCCUGCUGCUGCUGCUGCUGCUCUGCGGCCUGGACUGGGCGCUCUACUCCAUCUUCGCCGCCAUCCGCCGCCACUCCUUCCUGCAGUACUCCUUCCGCAGUAGCCAUAAACUGGAGGUGAAAGUCGGGGGGGACUCCAUGCUCGCCCGGCUUCUUCGGAAGACCAUCGGAGCCCUGAACACCUCCUCGGAGACCGUGGUGGAGACCAGCAACCUGCCCUGCCUGCCGCAGCCGGUGAGCCUGAGCCCCGGGGCCUACCUUCGGGCGGCGCUGCCCGCCGGCCUGCUGCUGAGCCUCUGCCUUCUGCAAGCCUUCGGCUACCGGCUCCGGAGGGUCAUCGCGGCCUUCUGCUUCCCCAAGCGAGAGAAGCAGCGGAUCCUGUUCCUCUACAAUGACCUGCUGAGGAGGAGGGCGGCCUUCACGAAGCUGAGGAGGGCGGCCAUCGUGAGCCGGGCACAGCAGCAGGGGGCCCCGCGCCACCCCCUGGCCGACGUCCUGCACCGCCGCUGCCCGCUCCUGCGCCCCUGGUUGCGCCGCCGCUGCGUGGUGUGCCAGGCGCCCGAGACGCCCCAGGCCUAUGAGUGCCCGACGCCGGACUGCGCGGCCGUGUACUGCCGGUCGUGCUGGGACGACAUGCGGCGGCGGUGCCCGGCCUGCACCCCGCGCGAGGAGCUCUCCUCCUCCGCCUACAGCGAUAGCAACGACGACGCCACCUACGCCGAGUGACAGGGCGCCGGUGGCUGUCUCCUCCCCACCCGCCGCUCCUCCGCGACUAAUAAAAGCCCCUGCACUCCCGAC
Molecule: messenger RNA, 1912 nt
Organism: Suricata suricatta (meerkat)
Lineage: Eukaryota; Metazoa; Chordata; Mammalia; Carnivora; Herpestidae
Gene: DCST1
Product: DC-STAMP domain containing 1
Exons: 13
Coding region: 116-1840 (574 amino acids)
Cellular component (GO): membrane
Source: RefSeq, a predicted model, not a curated record